Molecule: messenger RNA, 2892 nt
Organism: Closterium sp. Naga37s-1
Lineage: Eukaryota; Viridiplantae; Streptophyta; Zygnematophyceae; Desmidiales; Closteriaceae
Source: the annotation of a GenBank genome assembly
AUGGCCAUUACCGGCUCGUGCGCGCCCCUCGCGGCGCUGGUGCCGCUUUUCCUUCUCCUUCUUCUUCUAGUGCCGGAGUCGGCGUGGAUUGGCGGAGUCGUCCGCGUCGGGCACGCGCUCGACGCGUCGAAUGUGGUCGGGGACAUGGGGCUCGAGCGCGGCAUGUCGCUGCUCCGGCAAUGGGAGAACGCUUACGGCCUUAAGCCCGAGCAGCGCCUUCCCCCCGACGUGGUAUCGCUUCCGCCCAACGUCCCCCGCGCGCCCCACCUGGAGGAGUGCGUCGCGCGCACGGCGCGGCGGCGGGAGGCGGAGCAGCGCGGGGCGAACGGGGAGUCGCCGGGGGAAAGGCAGUCCUGCUUUGACGCAAAUGAAGCCCCCCCCCCCCCUUCAAGACUUUCGUUUCUUCCCAUUCACCUCCCGCCACCCUCUUCCCCCUCGCCUCCCCUUCCCCCUCCGCUCCUCCCCCUUCCCCCGCGCGCGCAGGUGAGGGGGGCGGAGGCGGAGAACCUGGCCAAGACGCGGGUGGUGCAGAGGGACAUCUGGGAGCGCCAGUUCCCCCCAGGGGACUGCCAGGGGCAGCGCCUGCUCGUGCUGCCCUGGUCCACGCAGGAGAUGCGCGGCGUUGGGUCGGGGGUGAGUGGGGAGGGGACGGGGGUGUGUUGCGGUGCGAUGCGCCAUGUCCCAUGCCAUCCCAUCCACGUCAUUCUGCUCUUUCCUUCCCACACCCUCCCCUCUGCUUUUUUUUCCCUGUUCCCCCCACUUUUUUCCCCUCAUCUCCCCUUCGUUCCCUCGGCCCCCCAUUUUCUUCGCCUCAUCCCAACAUUCUAUUCCCCUAACACCCUCCCCCCACUUUCUUCCCCUCCUCUCCGUUCCUCCACCCUCCGUCGCCAUGCCCUCACCCCACGCUCUCCUCCGCAGAUCCAUGUGACGGGGUUGUUCCUGAGCCUAUCCAUGGCGCUCAACCGCACACUCGUGCCCUACCCCGACUCCUACCACCACGCCAACACCUCCGACUGCAUCGGUACGCCCAGCUGCUGGGAGCACUGCGCACCGUGUGCCAUGGGCAUGAACAUGGAGCGUGCCAUGCGUCACGCCCAUGCGUCACGCCCAUGCGUCACGCCCAUGCCUCAUGCAUUCCAAAGUGUGCAGAAUGUCAUCCAGCCUCAGGCCGCAACAGCUCGUGGGAGUGCUUCUUCGCGCCCAUGGUCCUCAGGCCACAACAGCUCGUGGGAGUGCUUCUUCGCGCCCAUGGUGUCCCCUGCGUGUGACGCCCUCGUGCGCCGCCUCAUGGAGACAGCGGAGGGUGCGGGCGUGAAGGAGUGUGCGUCGGUGGACUAUGAUGGGCUGGCUACAUUGAACGACACGGUGGUGUGUGUCAGCCCGCUUCGCGUCGAUCGGCUGAAGCUGGAAUCCCGGGCCACUAGGUGGGGGGAAAGUAGGGGGAAGAUGAGAAGGUCCGCGAAGGAGAGAGAGCAGAGGGGAAAUCGAGACGGUGGUGUGUGUGUGUGUGUGAGCGCUCUUCAUGUGGACUGGGUGAAGCUGGAAUGGAACCCCGGGCAACCAGGUGGAGAGGCGCGCGUGGGGAGGGAGAGGAUGGGUAGGGAGAGGAUGGGGAGGGGGAGAAUGGGGAGGGGAGAGAGAAGAGGGAGAGAAUGGGGAGGGGAGAACGGAGUCGGCCCGCACCUGGAUCGGUUGGACAUGGUGGAGUACAUGGGGGGCAUGGAGCAGGACGACGACUUCAAGAUGCUCGAGACGGACAUGGUGGAGUGCAUGGGGGGCAUGGAGCAGGACGACGACUUCAAGAUGCUCGAGGUGCGGUGGUGGCGAGCGCAAGCCACGCGCUUCAUGCUGCGCUGGCCAUCCGCGUACCUCUGCCACGUGACCAACCGCGUGCGCCACUCCGCGUACGGGCUGCACGCAGCCAUGCACCUGUCGCGCUUCGAGGAGGAGCGAGCAGAGAUCCUAAGACUAGUCGCCGCAGGCGACCCGGUGCGGUUCUUUGUGAAGGACACGGAUGGCAAGGCGGAUCUAGACGGGGCUGCCAAGGCCCAGGCCAAGGCACUCGCUGAGUUGAAAUUCGGCGGGAGCACGCUGGAAGGGCAGGUGUGGCCGGCGAAAGGGAUGGAGUCGUGUGCGUUUGACUGCGGGCCGAACGGGGAAGGGCGGUGGAAGAGGAAGGAGGUGCAGGGGAUGCUGCAGGGGGUGGGCGGGGAGGUGUAUGCGCCGCGGCCGAUGGUGAGCGUGCACGUGCGGCAGAGCGACAAGUUCAAGGAGAUGACGCUGCUGUCGUUCGCCAUGCACAUGUUCUUCGCUCAGAGGUUGAGAGCUGCCGUGCCGGAUCUGAAGCACGUGUGGCUCAAUACAGAGAUGGAGGUACGUUGGAGGGAGGGGGUUGGGGUGGGCGAGAGGGAAGGGAGAGGGGCCUGGAAAGGGCGGUUGGGAAAAGGAAGGGGAUCCGUGAUGGAGCAGACCAAGCAGUACCCCUCGUGGCAGCCCCACUACUCCACCAACCCAUGCCUCCCCGCACGACCCCACAUCACCUCUCUCCCUUUCCCCCUCCUCCCCCUCUCCACCCCCUUCCCCCCUUUACCCCCACCUGCGCCCACCAGUCCAGCAGAUGAAGCAUCUGUAAUCGAGCAAACCAAGCAGUACCCCUCCUGGCAGUUCCACUACUCCACCAAUCCACGUCUCCCCCCCGGCGCCAACGACACGCGUGCGUACGAGUUCAUGCAGGACGUGGCAGUCAGCCUUGCCAGCGUGCUCAUUGCCGCCGAGUGCGACUACUUUGUGGGCUCGCUCGAGUCGAAUUGGAGCAGGUUGAUCAAUGAGCUGAGGAGCACCAACGGGAGGCUGUAUGCCGGGUUCAUUGCACUCAAUAUUGGGCUGUGGUGA